GGUUAUUAUUGGAUUCUCUCCCUUAGAAAAAAGAAGAUGCUCUCAAAUCUGCAAAACUUUAUUCCAAAAUGGCCAACACCAUCCUAAUACAAAACAGCUCAAGGGACCCCUCUUGCUCUUAAAAGCAACCCCAAUAAUAUUCCCAUGAAAUGUAAACUAAUCACUCUACAGUCACUUCAUUUUCCAUCCUUUUAUGGGGAUUUCCCUAUUCCCCAUGCAUUUUGAUCGACCCAUAAAAUCAAAUGCAGAUUAUAGAAAGGGGGGCUUGUUUCUUUUCUGGGUUUUCCUUUUUUACAAUUUUCCCCCAUUCUCUUGCUGUUGUUCGAGUUCCAAUGGAGGUUUUUAGAUGCCUGUGCUCCAAAUUUCUUGUGUUUUUGUUGCUUUCUGUAGCGGCAUCUGCCACUGAUCCUUACUCUGAAGCACUUUUGAGCUUGAAAUCUGAAUUUUUUGAUGGUUUUGGCAGUUUGAGCGAUUGGACUGUGCCUUCUGGAGAAUACCCAUCUGGGAAAAUCCAUGGCUGUUCUUGGUCUGGAAUCAAGUGCGAUAAGAAUUCCUCCAUUGUUAUUGGAAUCGACCUCUCGAUGAAGAGGCUUGGUGGGGCGAUUUCUGGUGAGCAGUUUCAUGUAUUCAAAGAACUGGUUGAUCUUAAUCUGAGCCAUAAUUUUUUGUCUGGGAAGCUUCCUGUUGGAAUCUUCAAUCUCACUAAUCUUAGAAGUUUGGACAUUAGUAGAAACAAUUUUUCUGGUCCCUUUCCUUUUGGGAUUUCUGUUCUUCAAAAUUUGGUUGUUUUUGACGCUUUUAGCAAUAGCUUUUCUGGUUCAUUGCCUGUUGAUCUUUCAGAGCUUGAAAAUCUCAAGUUUCUCAACUUAGCUGGGAGCUAUUUCAAGGGACCAAUUCCAUCAGAAUAUGGUUCUUUCAAAAAACUUGAGUUCAUUCAUCUUGCUGGGAACUUUCUCAGUGGAAACUUACCCCCAGAAUUGGGCAAACUCAAAACUGUGACCCAUAUGGAAAUUGGCUACAACAGUUACCAGGGAAGUCUCCCAUGGGAAUUUGGCAACAUGAGUAACCUUCAAUAUCUUGAUAUUGCAGGUGGGAAUCUCUCUGGUCCAAUUCCAAAAGAACUGAGUAAUCUCACAAAACUUGAGUCUCUUUUCCUUUUCAAGAACCAGCUCACUGGAUUUUUGCCCGAGGAACUGAGCAGAAUCACCUCUCUGGUAGAUUUAGAUCUCUCUGAUAACCAUAUUUCUGGUUCUAUUCCAGAAAGCUUUUCAGAGUUGAAGAAUCUUAGAUUGCUCAGUCUUAUGUACAAUGAAAUGACUGGUUCUGUUCCAAAAGGCAUUGCAGAGCUUCCUUCAAUGGAGACUCUUCUCAUAUGGAGCAAUCAGUUUUCCGGGUCACUUCCAACCAACUUGGGAAGCAACAGAAAGCUUAAAUGGGUUGAUGUUUCCACUAACAAUUUUGUGGGUGCCAUCCCACCAGAUAUCUGUCUAGGAGGUGUACUUUUUAAGCUGAUCCUGUUUUCAAAUAAGUUCAGUGGUGGACUUUCCCCAUCUCUCUCGAAUUGUUCUUCUCUCAUUCGGUUGCGGUUAGAGGAUAACUCAUUUUCGGGUGAUAUCUCUCUGAAGUUUAGUCAUCUUCCUGAUAUCUCAUACAUAGAUCUCUCUAGAAACAAUUUUACUGGAGGAAUCCCUUCAGUUAUAAACAAAGCAUCCAACCUUCAAUACUUUAAUAUCUCUCAUAAUCCAAUACUAGGAGGUGAUUUUCCUGCAGAAACGUGGACUUUACCCCUUCUUCAAAACUUUUCAGCCUCUGAUUGUGCCAUAAGAGGAAACAUUCCCAAGUUUCAGCUCUGUAAAUCUAUUUCUGUUAUUGAAUUGAACGGUAACAAUCUAUCAGGAAAGGUCCCAGAAAGCAUUUCAAGUUGUCAGGCUCUUGUAAGGAUGGAUUUGUCUGAAAACAAUCUCUCAGGUCAAAUACCUGAGGAACUUGCACAUCUACCUUCUCUUAGCAUCCUUGACCUAUCCCACAACAAGUUCAAUGGAUCGAUACCCAAUAAGUUCCGGGAUUCGUUGAGCUUGCUUCUGCUAAAUAUCUCUUUCAAUGAUAUCUCUGGUUCCAUCCCUGAGAAAGAAGUGUUCCAGUCAAUGGGCAGCAGUGCAUUUUCUGGAAAUCCAAAGCUAUGUGGAGAACCGCUGCGACCGUGUUCGAGUUCUUUGGCAAUACUUGGAGGCAAAGGAAUGGGGAAGCUUAUACUUGUCCUGAUAGUGUGUGCAGGUCUAGCUAUAGUCGCUACGAUAACCAUUGCGUGGAUUUUCUUCUUCCGAAAAGGGAGCAAAGGCAAAUGGAAGAUGGUGUCAUUCACUGGACUUCCCCCAUUCACGGCUAAUGAUAUUCUUCGGAGUUUUGACUCCACUGAAUCUAAGGAAGCGAUAUCACCAUUGUCUGCUUCAAUUUUCAAAGCAGUUCUGCCCACUGGAAUCACAGUGUCUGUAAAGAAGAUAGAAUGGGAAGCAAAAAGAAUGAAGCCGAUGUCAGAUUUCAUAACCAAAUUAGGUAGUUUGAGGCACAAGAAUUUGGUCAGAUUGCUGGGAUUCUGUUACAACAAACAGAUGGUUUAUCUUUUGUAUGAUUACUUGCCCAAUGGAAAUCUUGCAGAGAAAAUUUCAGUGAAAAGGGAAUGGCAAAAUAAACUCAAACUCACGGUGGGAAUAGCAAGGGGACUCCACUUUCUUCACCAUGACUGUUAUCCUGCAAUCCCCCAUGGAGAUUUGAAGUCGACUAACAUCAUAUUUGAUGAAAAUAUGGAACCCCGUCUGGCAGAAUUCGGACUCCGAUUCCUACAACAGCUAAACGAAGAUCCAUUUUCGUCCCCGUCCAUGACGAAAGAAGCAGGCGAAUUCAACAAUGCAACAGAGGAGGAGCUGUGGAUUGAUGUUCAUAGUUUUGGGGAGAUCAUCCUGGAAAUUUUAAGCAACGGUCGCUUAACGACUGCUGGAUCGAGCACACAGAACAAAGCAAGAGAUCUUCUAUUGAGAGAAAUAUACAAAGAAAAUGGGAUUCUCUCUCCCAAUUCGUCAUCACAAGAGGAGAUAAAACAGGUGCUUGAUAUAGCUUUGCUAUGCACUAGGAGCAGGCCUUCCAACAGGCCAUCCAUGGAAGAUGUGUUAAAGCUAUUAUCAGAAGUAAAACCACAGGUAAAAUCAUAAGACUUUGAAGAAGGAACUUUCUACUUUUGGUUUCACUUUUACCCACAAAGAAAAAAAGAAUAGUAUAGAUUGUAAGUCUGUAAGUAGUAAUUUAUAGAAUUUCUGUGCAAUAUAUAUUGUUUCCAUUUCUUUGGUACUAUUAUCAGUAGUGUUUUUGGUGUAUACAAGUUUAUUUAGUUCAAAAUAUGUUGGGUGGGGAUUUGAACCUUCGACAUUUUUGUCAAGAAUUUAUACUUUUAUCCGUUGAGAUAUGUUCAAAUUGACUAUUUAUAUUAAUGUU
Messenger RNA from Momordica charantia (bitter melon), 3486 nucleotides. It is a transcript of the gene MOL1, whose product is annotated as Leucine-rich repeat transmembrane protein kinase family protein. Gene Ontology annotation, biological process: protein phosphorylation. NCBI's taxonomy places the organism in Eukaryota, Viridiplantae, Streptophyta, Magnoliopsida, Cucurbitales, Cucurbitaceae. The record is from RefSeq and is a predicted model, not a curated record. Gene Ontology annotation, molecular function: ATP binding; receptor serine/threonine kinase binding; protein kinase activity.